Molecule: messenger RNA, 1239 nt
Organism: Camponotus floridanus (Florida carpenter ant)
Lineage: Eukaryota; Metazoa; Arthropoda; Insecta; Hymenoptera; Formicidae
Exons: 10
Coding region: 1-1173 (390 amino acids)
Source: RefSeq, a predicted model, not a curated record
AUGGCCGAUAAACAUAAAGCAUAUAUAGACGAUCUAUAUUCCGAGGUGCCAAUAUCGUGGCUUCAACGCAAGGACAAUAAGCAGCUGUGUUAUUGGCCGCCACGGACAAUAAAUGCUAAACCUUUGAUAACCAACUAUACAAAUCCGAAUGUAGAAAGUUGGAAUCUAUAUGAAGUUGACGUCAUAAAAUACUGCACAUCUUUAGAAUCUGCAAGAAAAAGUGCAGCUGACUCCAAUUAUGAAACAACUGAUGAAGAUAGGCUGGGACGUGGUAAAAGACAACGCAUUUCAUAUAAUCGAUUUAGCAGUGAAGAAGAGGAAAAUGAUGUACCGCAAUCAUGUAAAACUUAUAAGAGGAAAGCAAACAGUAUGAAUAAAAUUUCUGCUAUUCCAGCCUGUCCGGACAAUUUAAGAUUAAACAAUAAUAAUGAAAACAAUGUAAAUGAUAUGAAUGACUUUCCACUUUCACAAUCUUAUGAAAAAAGGAAGAGUUCAUGCACAAAUCCCAGUUCAAAUUCUGAACCCAGUGAGAAAAUAAAUAUUUCUCAAUUGCCCAUAAUAUUAGAAGACGGUGCUCCAUUAUCUGCUCCAUUUGAAGGAAUGAGAGGAUGUCUAGAGGACUCGAAUAUGAAAAUAAACAGAAACCUGAAAGAAAUAUUACGUUCCCAAGCCACAUCGAAUUUAAUAUUGCAAGAUAUAAAAGAACGAAUGCAUCGAAUUGAAGAUGUUAUGAGAAAUCAAGCUCCGGUUUUAACGAAGAGCAGCGAGGAUAGUCUUAUUGCUGAACUAUUACCCUUACAAACGAUAGAAGCCAUACGUAAUUUUGAUUUGCUGUUGCACAACACCAACGAAGCAGUGACGCAAUUUAAACAAUUUCUGUUAAGGAUUGGUGGAAAUAAUCCUCGCGAUAUUAUUCAUCGCAUUCUUUCCAAAAUAUUUUCCAACGAAUGUGCGAUAAAUUGUUCAUGGAAAGGCAUCCGUAAUAAUUUUAAAGUCUCCAACUUAUAUUUUAUUAAAAUUGUGAAAAGAGAAAUUAUUUUUAAACAUUUAAAUUUCACGGAAGUUGAAUUUGAUAAUAUAGCAGCAGAAUGGCUACGUUUUGCCAAACAACGAAAACAGAGACAAGAUAAAGGAAAAGAUGUCGAACGUGAACAAAUUGAUGAAAGUAAUUAAGAAAAGUCUUAUAGUACAAAAUCUUUAUAAGCAUAAAUAAGUUAAAGUAUAUUUAUUUUAGUUUUG